Molecule: messenger RNA, 3467 nt
Organism: Chelonus insularis
Lineage: Eukaryota; Metazoa; Arthropoda; Insecta; Hymenoptera; Braconidae
Product: lysosomal alpha-glucosidase-like
Exons: 16
Coding region: 349-3282 (977 amino acids)
Biological process (GO): carbohydrate metabolic process
Molecular function (GO): alpha-1,4-glucosidase activity; carbohydrate binding
Source: RefSeq, a predicted model, not a curated record
UGUAAACACAUAUGCUUCUGCUAGGAUUUUUCGGUAUUACACAUGUGUUGUAUUAUGUGAAGCAUAAGAGAUAAAGUACAUAAAAAUGUGAUUAAUCAAUGCUGUUCUCUUCUUCAUAAACAGCAUCCACAAUCAAUUUAAAUUUUUGUGAACAGAAGAUUAUUAAAUAUGACAGUAUUUAUAUAAAACAAAGUGUGUCUGUAAUUUUAAUUCAAGUUAAAAAUAGAAUUUAAUCUCAGUGAUUUGUAGAAUGUAAUUUAAACGCAGUAUAUUAAAGAUCUUUGUUGAGUAAAUUUUAAACCAUUAUUAUUUGUAUAAAACGAUAUUUAAAAGAUCACUACAAGCAAAAUGACAGUAUCAACUGGAAAGAGUGUACGUAAACCGGAAAAAGAUGAUAAUGAAGUAAAAGAAUUGACUGAUGGACAAAUAAAAUUAAUAAAACUUCUUAUUAAGUUAUAUCACUUAAAAAAGAAACGUUUAUGUAGAAUAAUUACAUAUUUUAUUAUUAUUUUUCUAUUAUUAUUUCCUAUUGUCAGUUUAAUCCUAAUAUUGAAUGAUGGAGCUAUAUUAUCUGAUAAUUCAGAAUAUGAAGGUUAUUUUGGAACCUCUCAUAAAAUGCUUGAAAUAGUAAAUAAACUAAAAAGAUUACUUGAAAAAAAUAUCUAUAUAAAGUCUGCUCAAAAUGAAGAAUGUGCUCGAAUGCCAAAAGAGCUACGUUUUGAUUGUCAUCCUGACAAUGGAGCUUCUAUGAUUGCAUGUCAAAAUCGAGGAUGUUGUUGGGAUCCACCUAAUGAAAAUAUUAAAUCAGUUCCUUUGAGUAUACCUUAUUGCUUUUAUCCUACAAGUUGGAAAUUGUAUGAAUAUGAAAACUAUACUCGAAAAAAUAGCGGCUUCACUGGUUAUCUCAUUAAUAAAAGAUCUUCGUUUCUAAAAGAUGAUCUACCGAUUUUGAAAAUGGAAGCUAUUAAUAUUGAUGAAAAUAUCUUAGAAGUUAAGAUCUAUGAUCCUACUAAAUUACGUUAUGAACCAAAAUGGCCAGUCAGGAAACACUAUAAACCUUUUGGUCAAAAAAUGGAAAGUACAAAUUAUCGUUUUCAGAUGGAUAAUUCUAAGCCUGGCUUUCGCAUCUGGAGAUCCAAUAACCAGAAGUCUGUAGUAUUUGAUUCUUUGACAGCUGGUGGAUUCAUAUUCUCUAAUCAAUUUCUCCAGAUGUCCACUUUACUAUCGUCUUCCCAUAUUUAUGGUCUUGGUGAACACAGAAAUAAUUUAAAGUUAAAUACUACAUGGCAGACAUUGACAUUAUUUAACAGAGAUCAGGCGCCAAUAGAACACUCCAAUUUAUAUGGUUCUCAUCCAUUUUAUUUAGUUGUUGAGCAGACUGGUGAUUGUUAUGGUGUAUUAUUCUUAAACAGCAAUGCUAUGGAUAUCAUACUACAACCUACACCAGCAUUAACAUUUCGAAGUACAGGUGGAAUAUUUGACUUGUAUUUUUUCAUGGGUCCAACUCCUGCAGAUGUUCUUGCUCAAUAUACACAAAUUGUUGGAAAACCUUUUAUGCCUCCAUAUUGGUCACUUGGAUUUCAUCUCUGCAGGUUCGGCUAUCGAUCUUUGGAAAAAACCAAAGAAGUUUGGAAUAGAACUAGAGCAGCUGGCAUUCCGUUUGAUACUCAAUGGAAUGACUUGGAUUACAUGAGUAAUAACAAUAAUUUCAUAUAUGAUAAAAAUAAGUUUAAGGAUCUACCCAAAUUUGUUAAAGAACUUCACAAAAUUGGAAUGCAUUACAUUCCAUUGAUAGAUCCAGGAAUUUCAGCAUCAGAAGAAAAGGGCACCUAUCCUCCAUAUGAUGACGGAAUAAAGAAUGAUAUUUUUAUUAAAAAUUCUGAAACGAAUUUACCUUUUGUUGGAAAAGUAUGGAAUCGCGUAUCAACAGUUUGGCCAGAUUUCACUCACCCUAAAUCUCAAGAAUAUUGGUAUAAUAUGAUGAAUAGUAUGCACGAGAAUUUCCAAUAUGAUGGUGCUUGGAUUGAUAUGAAUGAGCCAUCCAACUUCUUCAACGGCCUAAUCAAUGGAUGUUCUCCAUCAAGUCUUAUGGAUAAUCCUCCUUAUACACCAAAUGUGGCUGGUGAAGUUUUGUAUUCUAAAACACUUUGCAUGAAUGCAAAACACUAUUUAGGAUGGCAUUAUGAUAUUCAUAAUACUUAUGGCAUAGCAGAAGCUGCCGUUACUCAUUUUGCAUUGGAAAAGAUUCGUAAUAAGCGACCAUUUAUCGUUUCUCGAGCUACAUGGGUAGGUCAAGGUUCAUAUUCUGCUCAUUGGACCGGAGAUGUUUUUUCUACCUGGCACGAUUUAAGAAUGAGCGUUCCAGAAAUAUUGGCAUUCAGCAUUUUCCAAAUUCCUAUGGUUGGAGCAGAUAUUUGUGGAUUUAAUGGCAAUACUACUCAAGAUCUUUGUAAUCGGUGGAUGCAAUUAGGAGCUUUUUAUCCAUUUUCGCGAAAUCAUAACACUGAUGAUGCAAUAGAUCAAGAUCCAGUAGCAAUGGGAGAUAUUGUUGUAAAAUCAUCAAGAAAAGCAUUGAUGAUUCGAUACAGAUUUUUACCAUAUUUAUAUACACUUUUCUUCAAAGCUCAUAUGUUUGGAGAAGCAGUAGCUCGUCCUCUAUUUUUUGAGUUUGUAAAAGAUCCAAAUACAUUGGAUGUGGAUUCGCAAUUUUUGUGGGGAAAAGCAAUGAUGUUUGCACCAGUUUUAGAAAAGGAUAAAGAAGAAGUCACUGCUUAUCUGCCAUCAGGAUUAUGGUUUGAUUUCUAUAAUAAAUCUUUUGUCAUUUCUAAAGGGCAAAAUUUCACACUUCCUGCUCCAGUUGAUACAAUACCUAUUCUUAUUCGUGGAGGCAAUAUUUUACCAGCUCAAACUCCUGGAAAAACGACAACUGAAAGUAGACAAAAUAAAUUCGAGUUAUUGAUAGCUCCUGAUCUACAAGAAAAAGCAGUUGGAGAAUUAUUUUGGGAUGAUGGAGAUAGUAUUGAUUCAAUUGAAAGUGGAAAAUAUAUAUUACUUAAAUUUUCAAUGGAAAAUAAAACGAUAAAAUCUCAAAUACAACAUGAUGAUUUCGAUGGGAAAAUGAUUUUGGGUAAGAUUCAAAUUAUGGGAUUCCAAUCAGAUGUUACACAAGUGACUAUAAAUAAUACAAAUGUUCCAUUUAGUCACGAUAAGAAAAGAAAUUAUUUAACUGUAAAACCAAUCCAAGUGGAUCUCAAGUAUUCAUUUAUUAUGCAAUGGAAAUAAUUCUAUAAAACUUUUGAUGGUCAAUACGUCAUACGCGUGUGUGUGUGAAUUACAAAUGUUUAUAUUCAUUUUACUCAAACACUCUAUACAAGUACGUCAAUAUUUUUACAAAGUUUAUUCAAGUUAUGUUACAAUUUUCAAAUAUGCAUGACACUAUUAGAAUACAAUAAAGAGAUGUUAAAAUA